Nothobranchius furzeri (turquoise killifish) is the source of this 3024-nucleotide messenger RNA. It is a transcript of the gene agfg1a, whose product is annotated as ArfGAP with FG repeats 1a. Gene Ontology annotation, molecular function: GTPase activator activity. Lineage: Eukaryota; Metazoa; Chordata; Actinopteri; Cyprinodontiformes; Nothobranchiidae. Gene Ontology annotation, cellular component: membrane; cytoplasmic vesicle; cytoplasm. The record is from RefSeq and is a predicted model, not a curated record. Gene Ontology annotation, biological process: spermatid nucleus differentiation; intermediate filament organization; acrosome assembly.
UUUCUAGGAGACGUGAGGCCGCCCGCCCUGACAACGGAGCCACUUUAACCACCCCCUGGCUGCCGUUAGCACGAGUCGGCAACCGUUAAACAGCACAGCCCUUUGUUUCAGUUGUAGCUGACAUUUAAACCUCCCCCGAUUUUAUUUAUCGGUGCUGUAUAUCCUUUAUCAUGGCGGCGAGUGCCAAACGAAAACAAGAGGAGAAACACCUGAAGAUGCUGAGGGAAAUGACGAGUUUGCCCCCCAACAGAAAGUGCUUUGACUGCGACCAGCGCGGCCCAACCUAUGCCAACAUGACCGUGGGCUCUUUCGUGUGCACCUCCUGCUCUGGCAUCCUACGAGGACUGAAUCCGCCCCACAGAGUCAAAUCCAUCUCUAUGACAACCUUUACGCAACAGGAAAUUGAGUUCCUACAGAAGCACGGCAAUGAGGCAUGUAAACAGAUUUGGCUCGGACUUUAUGACGAUAGAACCACAUCAGUACCGGACUUCAGAGAACCACAGAAAGUCAAGGAGUUCCUUCAAGACAAAUACGAGAAGAAGAGAUGGUUUGUACCUCCUGAACAAGCCAAGGCGGUGGCCUCCGUCCACGCCUGCAUCUCUGGUUCCUCCAAUAGCGGCAGCACCAACAGCACCCCCGAGGUCCGACCGCUCAAAGCUCUGCUGGGAGACUCCGCUCCAGCUCUGCACCUCGGCAAGAGUACACCUCCAAAUCAGUCUCCGGUGGUGAGCCGUGGACAAACCCAUCCGCAGCAGUUCCACGACAAGAAGUUCGACCUCCUCAGUGACCUGGGUGGAGACAUCUUUGCUGCCCCGACCAAUGUGAACACGGCUGCCAGCUCCAGCUUUGCUAACUUUGCACAUUUCAACAGCCACACAACGACACAGAACACCAACGCAGGUGCAGACUUUGCUAACUUUGAUGCUUUCGGGAGUGCUUCUGAGACGAAGUGUGGUUUCCCGUCUGCACCUCAACCCCCAUUUCAGCCCUCCACCACAGCGUUCACUGUGCUCUCAUCCAGCUGCAGUAUGGGUGAGUUUGCCACUGCUCUGCCUCUUCGGGGUGCUCACAGUAGCACCUCAGGGGGACUAGCAAAUGCCAAUUUUGCAAUUUUUGACAACUUCCCCAAAUCGUGUAGUGCUGACUUUGGAUCCUUCAGUUCCUCCUCCCAGAGUAACCACACAGGAGCUGGCUGUAGCCCUCUACAGAGUGCUAGCGUUCCUGUCGAUAGAUACGCAGCUCUGGCUGACCUGGAUAACAUGUUUAGCUCUGCCAAUACAGAGCAAGGAGGUGGGAUUCCAGGAGGGGUGAGCUCUGUGGCGGCAGCAGGAGGAGCUGCGGGUCUGCCUCAAAGGCAGCUAGGAGGGACCACCGGGGGAGACCGCUACGCCGCAUUAGCAGAGCUCGACACCGCCUUCAGCUCCUCAGCUCCUGCUACCAGUGUUUACAACACCUCCAGCACCUCACAGGGCGGCGUGUUUGGAUCAGAGACAAUGAUGUCAACAGCACAAGCACAACAAGCCAUGCCUGGUGUGGUUCAGGGUUUUGGAGCACCAUCAACUAAUCCAUUUGUAGCUCCUGGUGUUGCCCCAGCUGCAGCUCCCACCAACCCGUUCCAGUGCAACGGCAGAGCACCAAAUGUGGCAGCUGCUGCAGGCUUGAUGAGUGCUCUGCAUUGGCAGGGUCAGGCCCCCACCUUUGCACCACCUUUUGGCACGGGCUCCAUGAGUAUGCCAGCUGGAUUUGGGAAUGCUGCAGCCUUCAACCUACCCACCAGCUUUAGUGGAACAUUCCAGCCACCCUUUCCUGGCCAGGCUCCUUUCCCUCAGCCUCCUGUGUUUCCUCAGCAACCCAACGGGGGAGGAUUUCCUGCCUUUGGCCAGGCCAAGCCUGUCGUGACUCCUUUUGGACAGGCUAUGGCAGCACCAAUGGUUCCUAACAAUCCCUUUCUGGGUUCGGGUCCACCUCCACAGUAUCCAGCUGGAGGCUCCUCAACAAACCCCUUCUUAUAGCGCUCCAUCUCAUCAGAUGCACUACAGGGUCAACAGCUGGCACGCUUGCACCUAUUGCACUGUUUUGUUUCACAAGUAGCUUUAUAAAAAACCAAAAAAAAAAAACCACAAUGUUUGUAAGAAUUUGAAAUUUUAAACGCAGUUUGUCGCAAAUGGAACAAUGUGCGAGGCAGUCGUUCUGACAACUGUCGGUGACAACAAAACAACAUGAUGGUGUGUGCCGAGGGCGAGGUUGAUCCUCUUCUAUUUAAUCUGUGAACUGGCCUGUUCUCUCCUGAGCCACAAUGUAUACUCAGACUGGCUGAAAACUAAAUUAUUGCAUUCAGUGUAUCUCAUUCAUUAUGCUGCAGUUCUGUACAUAUUACUUCUCCUUUAUGACACUAGCUCUUUGUGCAUAUCAGUAUUUGUAUAAUACACAGAAUUUAAGACAAGGCUGUUGCUUGGUUACUGCCAGUUUCUGUAUUUGUGAAGAACAAGCUGUUCAUUUGUGCAGAGUCUUUUUGGGAGUUGGUUGUUCUCACUACUUAGCCAGCAUGCAUAGGUGGGCCCCAUAUGGGGACACCGUACGGGGGUUUUCCAUGUUGGCCCUACAGGGGUUUACCCACAUACAUUUUUACAUGGGUUUUUAGAGGGAGCCAGAUGGUAUGACUCAUACAUAGACCCAUUAAAAUCUAUGUCGGCAAAUCCCUGUGGGGCCACCAUGGAGACUGGACAAACCCUGUUGGCACCCGUACGGUUUGCCCAUAUACAUCCAUAUGGGGCACACCUAUGCGUGCUGGCUGGGAAAAUGCUGUUAAACAAAUGAUUGCUGCAUCAGAAACAGGAGGACACUUUGCUCUACCAUCUUUGCCUUGCUGAAAGGCACAUAGUCACAACACUUGUGUUUGACAGUCAACCACACAUCUGUGCUGGAAAUCAGAACGACUGAAAACUGAUUUUAUUGGGUAUUAAAGAAUUUUAAGUUAAUGUGUAAAUAUAUACAGAAUGUAUAUUAAAAUCAAUUUUAAGUAAG